Mesocricetus auratus (golden hamster) is the source of this 3544-nucleotide messenger RNA. RefSeq names its product olfactory receptor 4P4-like. The transcript has a single exon. NCBI's taxonomy places the organism in Eukaryota, Metazoa, Chordata, Mammalia, Rodentia, Cricetidae. Bases 1911 to 2822 code for a protein of 303 amino acids. Gene Ontology annotation, molecular function: G protein-coupled receptor activity; olfactory receptor activity. Gene Ontology annotation, cellular component: membrane. Gene Ontology annotation, biological process: G protein-coupled receptor signaling pathway. The record is from RefSeq and is a predicted model, not a curated record.
AAUAAAUUGAAAUUACUUUAUUCUUUCUGAGACCAUCAAUAAAAUCAUUUUGUUUUAAUAUAAAAAUUUAACUAGGGAAUCAGUUCCCACCUUUCUUAGUUAUCUUGUGACAUGAGAAUGGCCAUUUCUUAAAAGUCAGAUUUACUGAAUUAUGUGCCACUGGAGUUUAAGUUAAAAGUAAAAUCUUAACAAUAUCUGGCUAAGAAGUCACUGGCUAUUUACUAAUUUAUUUGUCAUUCAUACCCAUUGAAUGACUAUUUCUAGUCAUUGCCAAAACUUAUAGUCAUGAUAAACUUGAUUAACAGGAAAAGAGUGACUACUAGCAUUCAGAUAUAAGCCAAUACAGGCAAUUUUACAUACCUUGUUCUCUGAACUGUACAAUAUCAAGAUUUUUUAUAGGUUUUGACAAAUGGCAUAAAUUGGAUAAAAUACAAAUUAGGAAUGGGGGCUUCAUUUACUGUAUAUAAGAGGGAAUAUAUGUUGUUAUUUAUAUCAUUUAACUAUAUAAGUAUUAUAUAAUAUGCAAAUAUAUAGAUAAAACCUGUGUUAUUUGUAUAUGUACAUGAUUUCAGGGCUGACCAAUUAGGGAUCUCAUCCAUGAGGAGAGCAUUUCUUUCACUCUUUGCAUUUCUUGGUUUCCUGUAGUUCUUUGAAUGUGUUUGUGGAGGAAAUUCCCCCUUCACUUUUAGCAAGUCUACUGUACUUUUUCAGACCAAGUUUUGGAAGCCAUACUUCUGUGGUAUUAUGAGAGAAGUAAGGAGUAGGGUUUGGCAUGUGUUGGAGGGAAAAACCAAAGGGUGUAAAUGAUGCAUUUAUAUUUUGAUAUAAAACUUUUAAAAAGCAAAAUUGUAUAAAUGAAUUUGUUUUCCACUAGGUUUUUAGUUCAUGUAACUUCCAUGUUGCAUUGUUAUUUCAGUGUUAUAUUUUUAAUGGAACACAUACAGACUUAAAUAUUCUUGGAUUACAAAAUAUUAACCAUGUGGUACUAAAUCACAUAAAAUAAUAGGGAAAUGAGAGGGAAUUAUGAUUAUUGGGUUUUUUUUGGUUUUUAGAGACAGGGUUUCUCUGUAUUGUUUUGGAGCCUGUCCUGGAACUUGCUCAGUAGACCAGCCUGGUCUCGAAUUCACAGAGAUCCUCCUGCCUCUGCCUCCCGAAUGCUGGGAUUACAGGUGUGCGUCACCAAAGCCUGGCUUAUGAUUAUUGUUUUAAGGUGUGAUUUAUUUGUAGUGUGUAGGCCUGUGUGUGUUUAUGUGGGCCUAAGAAUUCUGGAGCAGGUGUGUUCAUGAGCCACCUCAUAUGGGUGCUAAGAUCUGGACUCAGAUCCUCUACAAGAGCCACACUCACUCUAACCAAUGAACUAUGUCUACAGACCCCUGACCAAUUAUCCAAAUCAAUUUUCUGAGCCAGUUAUUUGGGGCACAUGUUUUCUACCACAUGCAUGCAUACACACACAGACACACACAUGCAUGCACACACACACACAUACACACAUCUAUGCAUAUAAAAUAUGUUCAGCUUUUUUUUAUUUUCUAUAUGUAUACAUGAAUUUAAAAUAUAGUAUAUUCUGUAGGUCAAAACAAGAGCUAUUGUUUAAGUUUAUACAUUUUGUGUGCUUUGUUUUAUAUUUUUAUCUUUAACAAUACAUGAGUGUGUAAGGCCCUCAAAUUCAUCUUUUUCAAGGACUUAGUUGUAUAUUGAAAGCUUUUAGCAAGUAGUUCUCAUUCUAAACCACUCUUUCAUUGUUCAAUCAACUGAAUUCAACUUUAUUAAUGUCAAAACUGAUGUAAAAUCUGUGAAGAAGUCCCUCAAAUACAUAUCAGUGUUAAUCACCAAUGAUCUCUAUAUUGCUGACAUUCAUUAAUGCAUGUGUCUUUUCAGGGACCUGCCAUGUAUUUCUAUUCCGCUGAACUAUGGGAAAUGUUACUGUGUUUGUUCUCUUGGGGCUUUCUGCAAACCAAAACAUUGAAGUACUUUGCUUUGUAAUAUUUCUAGUCUGCUACAUGGCUAUUUGGAUGGGCAAUGUACUUGUAAUAAUCUCUAUCACAUUCACUCAGCUUAUUAACCAACCUAUGUAUUUCUUCCUCAAUUACUUGUCACUUUCUGAUCUUUGUUACACAUCCACAGUGACACCCAAACUCUUGACUGAUUUACUGGCAGAGAGGAAGAUCAUUUCUUAUAAUAACUGCAUGGUACAGCUCUUUGUUCUUCAUUUUCUUGGAGCCAUUGAGAUCUUCAUUCUCACAGCAAUGGCCUAUGAUCGCUAUGUGGCUAUCUGUAGACCUCUGCACUACACUAUCAUUAUGAGCAAACAGAGAUGCAAUGAAAUCCUUGCAGUUUGUUGCACUGGAGGAUUUCUGCACUCAGCUAGUCAGUCCCUUCUCAUUACCUUUUUGUCCUUUUGUGAUAACAAUGAGAUAGAUCACUAUUUUUGUGAUGUGUACCCUUUACUGAAAUUGGCUUGCACUGAAACACAUAGAAUUGGUCUCUUUGUCAUUGUUGAUUCUGGACUAAUUGCUUUGGUAACAUUUGUAAUUUUAAUGAUCUCUUAUUGUCUGAUAUUACACACCAUUAGAGUUUACCCUGCAGAAAGCCGUUCCAAAGCUCUUUCUACGUGUAGUUCCCAUAUAACCAUUAUGGUCUUGUUUUUUGUACCUGUACUCUUCAUUUACAUCAGACAAAAUACAACAUUCCCAGAAGACAAAGUGUUUGCUCUUUUCUACACUAUCAUAGCUCCUAUGUUCAACCCUCUGAUCUAUACACUGAGAAACGCCGACAUGAAGAAUGCCAUAAAGAAAAUAUGGUAUCAUCAAAUAUCUUUGUAAAAGAAGAAUGUUCCAUGUAAGACAUGAAAAAUGAGUACAUGUGAAUAUUGAACCUUUCUACAACCAUCUUGUUCCUGUCCUUGUUUCGGUUCAUGUCUAUGUAAACCAUAUGUUGAUUUUAUGAAUUCUUAUUCUUCUAUGGCCUGUCAUUUCCCUGCGGCUUUAUUCUCUCAGCCAUCAUAUACUGACUAGCUUAAAAAAGAUAACUUGCAAGGUUUUGUUUAUUCUGUAUAUUGGUCUUCCUCAUUGCCAUUAUGUAUCCACAAUCACAGUCUAGAACACUAAUUACUACAACUGCUGCUUCAUUUGUUUUCUUUAAUAGAGUCACAGGGCCCCAACAUGUCCAGGAAAUUAUAUUACUUCAACAACAUAGAUAUUAUAUUCUCCUAUAAAAGCAUAAAUUUUAUAGAUAAAGACAUUGCAUGAAAGGACUAUGAAUAAAAUGUCAGGAAUCAAAGAUUCUGUAAAUAUGUUUUCAUGUAAUAAUGACAUAAACAGCUUUUUAUUUAUAUAACUAUAUAGACAAAUAAAGAAACAUUAUAAUGUAUUGGUGAAUGUUUAUUAAUUAUACAACUCUGGUUAUCCAUAAAUAUCAUCUCUGAUUUUGUGCAUUGAAUUUUCACUAAGCCAUUAUAGUUUCAUGUUGAAAAAAAUCAAAGUCAUGGUUCAUGUUAGUCUUCUGGGGUCAAGUUUGAAACCUAUUGUGAAAUGGUUGACCUAAA